Messenger RNA from Branchiostoma belcheri (Belcher's lancelet), 1253 nucleotides. RefSeq names its product nephrocystin-3-like. Lineage: Eukaryota; Metazoa; Chordata; Leptocardii; Amphioxiformes; Branchiostomatidae. Bases 102 to 911 code for a protein of 269 amino acids. The record is from RefSeq and is a predicted model, not a curated record. Gene Ontology annotation, molecular function: protein binding. The transcript has 3 exons.
CACAUCCCAAUGUUGCGGCAUCACUAAACAACAUUGGGGCAUGUUGGAAUGACCUUGGUGAUCACAGAAAAGCUUUUAGUUAUUACGGAGACUCACUGAAGAUGAAGAAAGCUAUCUAUGGCGAAACAACGCCACAUCCCGACAUUGCUAAAUCACUAAACAAUAUUGGGGCAUGUUGGAGUGACCUUGGUGAUCAGAGGAAAGCUAUUAGUUAUUACGAGCAGUCACUGAAGAUGAGGAAAGCUAUCUAUGCUAUCAGUUAUCACGAACAGUCACUGAAGAUGAGGAAAGUUAUCUAUGGCGAAACAACGCCACAUCCCGACAUUGCUCUAUCACUAAACAACAUUGGGACAUGUUGGAGUGACCUUGGUGAUCAGAGAAAAAGGAAAGCUAUCAGCUAUUAUGAACAGUCACUGAAGAUGAGGAAAGCUCUCUACGGUGAAACAACGCCACAUCCAGACAUUGCAUCAUCGCUGAACAACAUUGGUGCAUGUUGGAGUGACCUUGGUGAUCAGAGGAAAGCUAUCAGUUAUCAUGAACAGUCACUGAAGAUGAAGAAAGCUAUCUAUGGCGAAACAACGCCACGUCCCGAAAUUGCUUCAUCACUAAACAACAUUGGGACAUGUUGGAGUGGCCUUGGUGAUCAGAGGAAAGCUAUCACUUAUCACGAACAGUCACUUAAGAUGAAGAAAGCUAUCUAUGGCGAAACAACGCCACAUCCCGACAUUGCUGUAUCACUUAACAACAUUGGGAACUGUUGGAAACAUCUCAGUAAUCACAGUAAAGCCAUGAGGUAUUUCGAAAAAUCAUUGAAUAUGAUGAAAGUUGUCUAUGGGGACAAUCCAGCACAUCCCAACAUAGCAAAAGUACUGAACAACAUUCGGUCAUGUAAAAGUGCCCUCGCUGAGUAAAGUAAAGCCUUUAGUAGUUAUAGCAAAUCAUCACUCAAGAUUAGCUAACUAUGGAGACACUACUGAACAUCUCCAAUCUGCCUUAACAUAUCAUGUCAUUACAUAGCUAUCUUUGUCACAAAUUACUUACUAUGUAAGUAUAGCAGCUUCUACUACAUGAUAAGGGGAAUUGCUUUAUUUGCAAGACUAUGUAUUGCGUUGGGAGACUAAUAGAUAUACUUGUAGUCUUUGGUGGAAUUUCUUGCACUCAUUUUAAGUAGGCAGCCAUUUGGACAAUUCCUUUAUGGUCUAUAUCUAGAAUCAGGGAUUAGCACGACAAUGAAUAAAGGAAACAAAGUCAUA